Globicephala melas (long-finned pilot whale) is the source of this 1497-nucleotide messenger RNA. RefSeq names its product fibrinogen beta chain (gene FGB). Lineage: Eukaryota; Metazoa; Chordata; Mammalia; Artiodactyla; Delphinidae. Gene Ontology annotation, cellular component: fibrinogen complex. Gene Ontology annotation, molecular function: signaling receptor binding. The record is from RefSeq and is a predicted model, not a curated record. Gene Ontology annotation, biological process: blood coagulation; protein polymerization; platelet activation.
AUGGUUUCUUGGAACUUCCAAAAAUUUAAAACCAUGAAACAUCUACUACUGCUACUAUUGUGUGUUUUUAUAAUUAAGGGCCAAGCUAUUGAUGACUACGAUGAGGAAGAAGAUGUCAGAGCUAAUUUAAGAUGUUUUCAUUUGGAUGCCCGUGGUCAUCGACCCUAUGACAAGAAGAGGGAAGAGCCUCCCAGCCUGAGACCCGUCCCCCCUCCCAUCAGCGGAGAUGGCUAUAAGGCUCGUCCAGCCAAAACAGCUAACCGCCAGAAGAAAGUGGAGAGAAAACCCCCUGAUGCUGACGGCUGCCUGCACGCUGACCCAGACCUGGGCGUGUUGUGUCCUACAGGAUGUCAGUUGCAAGAUACUUUGGUAAAAGAGGAAAGACUAACCAGAAAGAAUGUAGAAGAGUUAAUGACUAAUAUAGAGUCUGUUUCCCAGACCACUUCUUCCACCUUUCAGUAUAUAACUCUGCUAAGAAACAUUUGGAAAGAGAGGCAGAAGCAAGUAAAAGAUAAUGAAAAUGUAAUAAAUGAGUACUCCUCACAGCUGGAAAAGCACCAGUUAUAUAUAGAUGAGACUGUGAACAGUAAUAUUCCAACUAAACUUCGUGUGCUCCGUUCAAUUCUGGAAAAUCUGAGAAGCAAAAUACAAAAAUUAGAAUCGGAUGUCUCAACUCAGAUGGAAUACUGCCGCAGCCCGUGUACUGUCACUUGCAAUAUUCCUGUGGUGUCUGGCAGAGAAUGUGAGGAAAUUAUCAGGAAUGGAGGUGAAACAUCUGAAAUGUAUCUCAUUCAGCCUGACAGUUCUACCAAACCAUAUAGAGUAUACUGUGAUAUGAAAACAGAAAGAGGAGGAUGGACAGUAAUUCAGAACCGUCAAGAUGGUAGUGUUGACUUUGGCAGGAAAUGGGAUCCAUAUAAGGAAGGAUUUGGAAAUAUUGCAACCAAUGCAGAUGGGAAAAAAUACUGUGGUGUACCAGGUGAGUAUUGGCUUGGAAAUGACAAAAUUAGUCAGCUUACCAGGUUGGGACCCACAAAGCUUUUUAUUGAAAUGGAGGACUGGAAAGGAGAUAAGGUGACAGCACUCUAUGAAGGAGUCACUGUACAGAAUGAGGCCAACAAAUAUCAACUCUCAGUGAGCAACUACAAGGGCACAGCUGGCAAUGCCCUCAUAGAAGGAGCUUCUCAGCUGGUGGGAGAAAACCGGACUAUGACCAUCCACAACAGCAUGUUCUUCAGCACAUACGACAGAGACAACGAUGGCUGGAAAACUACAGAUCCCAGAAAGCAGUGUUCUAAAGAGGAUGGUGGUGGAUGGUGGUAUAAUAGAUGUCAUGCGGCCAAUCCAAAUGGCAGAUACUACUGGGGUGGCCCUUAUACCUGGGACAUGGCAAAGCACGGCACAGACGAUGGAGUGGUGUGGAUGAACUGGCAGGGGUCCUGGUACUCAAUGAAGAAGAUGUCCAUGAAGAUCAGGCCCUACUUCCCAGAGCACUAG